Prunus avium (sweet cherry) is the source of this 1536-nucleotide messenger RNA. RefSeq names its product F-box associated ubiquitination effector family protein. Gene Ontology annotation, molecular function: protein binding. Lineage: Eukaryota; Viridiplantae; Streptophyta; Magnoliopsida; Rosales; Rosaceae. The record is from RefSeq and is a predicted model, not a curated record.
CCAAUAAAAUCCCAGUGAGGUCACAAUCCAGUCAAAAACCAACUUGGCCACCUUAAAUUCAUCACUUCCCAGUUUCCCAAACCUUAGACGCUCAAGCUGAAGGGCAAGCACCCAUUCACUUGCUUUUAAGCUACACAUUCUCUCAGGACUGUACUCAUACAGUGGAGCAUGCUCUCCGCACAAUUUUAUGUGUCCAGAUGAAGGGUCAAAAGAGGUCUGCAAAUGAUAUUCAUGCUGCAUUGACUGAUGACAUCCUACACGAGAUCCUCCUUCGACUGCCAGAGAAAUCUGUUUUCAGUUUCAUACUCGUAUCAAAGAGGUGGCUUCGUGUGAUAUGUAGCUCUUCUUUUCGAAAGGAUUACCAUGCUCGAUGGAGAAUAAAUUUUCAUCUUUUGGGCUUCUUUGUGUGCAAUCAUCUAUACCUUGGAAGAUCUAAACAUGGCAUACGCCGGCCCCCAUCAGAACGUGCACUUCAUUUAUUGUCAACUUGUGAGGAAGGCGAUAAUUUACUGGUUUCUGGGAUCCCCAAACAGCUUGGCUAUUUCAUUGACUCUUCCAAUGGCCUUCUUCUUUUCGGCCGCCACCCAAUGACAUAUUCUGUGUGGAACCCAAUCACCAAACAGCUAUGCCGACUUCCUCAACCUCAGCAGUACUAUAAAAGUUUGUGUAUUGCAUUCUUCAGUGUCACCGAGGAGUGUUUUGAUGACAUCAUCCACUACAAGGUUAUUCGGGCAAGAUGUGACUGCAGACGUGAUGAAGUUAAUACUGUCUCCAUUGAGACUUUCUCUUCAGUGACUGGUACAUGGAAACAUUAUACGCUCACUUGCUCUUCAACAUUUGCCUUGCGUCCUUGGGCAGUGGCUACUGUAAUUAGUGGUGUCAUAUACUGGUUUGCAACCCAGGGAAAUCUAGCCAUUUAUGAUCCGCGUCUUGGAGAUAGGCGUAUAGUUUUGCUUAAAUUACCAGAUGGUAAGAUUUCUCAAGAUUAUGAUGAGUGUGUUCUUGGGGAGGCCCCAGAUGGGCUUUUGCAGUAUGGUCAGAGCAGCACGUCAGGCAUGGAGAUAUGGGUUCUUGCGAGGGAAGGAAAUAGUUUCUCAUCAAACUUGCAAUCACAGAACAGGUGGAAUUUAAGGUACAAACUAAGUUUCAAAGCAAUGUGGAAGCAAAAUCCAGACUGUGCAAAGAAUUCUAAAGAAGCUCAAAUAUUGUCAUUCCUUCCCCAGAAUUCUGAAUAUGUCUUCAUAAGAGCUGGAUGGAACAUAUUUCUCUUUCACCUCAAAAGCCGAAGGCUUACACUGAUUCCAUAUCUUGGUCGUGACUCUUCUAUUCAAUGGGAUGACAGUCAAGUAAUGCCUUACUUUAGACCUUCUUGGCCGCACUCCUGUUUAUGCCCCUAAAGACUUACGGAGGAGAAAGUUGUAGACAUCUAUUUCAUACGAUCCCUGCAAGUGACCUGUGUUGCAUUUAGUUGUUUUAUGUAAUGAACAUAUGACAGUUUCCUUAGAAUAUUGAGAUGAAGUUCUCUUUGCUGUGAUA